Messenger RNA from Aspergillus ochraceoroseus IBT 24754, 336 nucleotides. RefSeq lists its product as uncharacterized. The transcript is spliced from 2 exons. NCBI's taxonomy places the organism in Eukaryota, Fungi, Ascomycota, Eurotiomycetes, Eurotiales, Aspergillaceae. The record is from RefSeq and is a predicted model, not a curated record. The annotation marks the transcript as partial.
AAGACGGUCUUAUCCGAACUUUCAAGGGACUCUUAUCUCGAGAAUCAUAAAAAUGCCUUUCUACUCGGAACCCAAUUCGCCUUGCUCCUACGACAAAGGUAUCCUGGAUAUAGUGUCGAGGAAUUUUUUGCUCCGAAGACUGUAAUCCUUAUCAAUAAGGCUCAGGGUUCAUACACGGACUAUUGCUUCUGGAACACGAUCAUCAAAGAGCGAAGGUCUGGUCAAGGCAAAGACAUAAAAGAUUUGUCUUUUUUGUUCCUACGGAAGCCCUACAACAGGCCUGGAGGUAGACCGCGUGUGGUUUACUCCAGUUACCUUUGGUCCCGCGCAACGUAU